CUCUACCUCAGAAAACUCUCAAAAAGGACACGGUUAUGUGGGCUUUCGGCUACGGAUCAUUGAUAUGGAAAGUGAACUUUCCUUACCAACGAAAAGUAGCAGGAUACAUCGAUGGAUAUGCAAGACGAUUUUGGCAAGGAAGCCCAGAUCACAGGGGAAACCCAAGGAAGCCUGGACGUGUAGUUACGCUGCUGCCAGACUCUCAGGAACGAGUAUGGGGCAUAGCAUAUGAAAUAGCAGAGGAAGACGUCCCUCAGGUGCGUGAGUACUUAGACUUCCGAGAAAGAGGCGGCUACUCACUUACCUCUGUGACCUUUCAACCCCGUGAUACCAGCACCUAUGAGCCCUUUGAGGUUAUGAUUUACAUAGCAACUCCUGACAACCAGAACUUCCUUGGUCCAGCUUCCAUGGAGGAUAUAGCCCUGCAGAUAUGCUCUUCCAUUGGGGAGAGCGGAGCGAAUACAGAAUAUCUACUGAAUUUGGCUGAAGCUGUGAGGACUUUAUUACCUGAAGCUUCUGAUCAACAUUUAUUUGAAUUGGAGAGAUUGGUGCGGAAGAUAAAUUUGAAAAAGGACCAGGAGGACGUUGAAAUAUACAAUAUAUAGAGUAGAUCAAUGCACUUAUAAAGGAACCAUAUUUAUUUCAUGAAAUGAAAAUAAUAAUAAAUUUGUUUAUUAACAAAUUACGAGAUAGGUAGAUUAUAGGGGAAAUGUUGAUUUGUUUUUAAUCUGAACAGUCACUGGUUAUAAAGUUUACACAAUUGCAAAUCCUGCAAAAGAACAUUUUCGUCUAACAUGAUUUGUUAAAGGAUUUGGGUACUUUUUCAAAAUGUCCACAGAUUUACAUUAAACUUACAGGGUUUGAAGAUAAUGAUAG
Messenger RNA from Asterias rubens (European starfish), 876 nucleotides. Its product is annotated as putative glutathione-specific gamma-glutamylcyclotransferase 2. Gene Ontology annotation, cellular component: cytoplasm. Gene Ontology annotation, molecular function: glutathione specific gamma-glutamylcyclotransferase activity; gamma-glutamylcyclotransferase activity. Gene Ontology annotation, biological process: glutathione catabolic process. Lineage: Eukaryota; Metazoa; Echinodermata; Asteroidea; Forcipulatida; Asteriidae. The coding region runs from base 36 to 605 and encodes 189 amino acids. The record is from RefSeq and is a predicted model, not a curated record. The transcript is spliced from 3 exons.